UCUGGCUCAUGCAGCUGCCUCCAUCUUGGACCCAUAGUUGGCCCAUAGCCCCAAGAAAUCCCUCUUUAUAGUUGCUCAAUCCGCUGAGAAUUAUCUCUUCACCAAGGAAUGUAGAAGUUCCUGUCGGUCUCUAUUAUAAUGAAGUCUUUAUAUGAUGAAAUUGUUGGAACGUCCUGUCCCAUCUCUUUCCUUCCUUCUCCAUCUCUAUAAAUAGUCCUUCACCUGGACAGCUCAUAUCUCCAGUCCUCACCAGACAUGGCACCAAUGACCGUCUCUCUCAUUUUGCUCGUUCUGUUUUGUGCCGGAACCUACAGCAAACCAGCAGCGCCAACUGUAAAACCUGGAACCUGUCCACUUCCAAUUACAAGAUGUGCCGCUACUUUAAAAGGAAACUGUACAACUGACUCAGAUUGUUCUGGAAACCUGAAGUGCUGCACCCCAGUGUGUACACCGACCUGUACAAGGCCUCUCCCAGAAAAAAUUAAACCUGGAAAUUGUCCUGUAGUGAAUGCCUUAAUAGGCUGUUCUAUUCCUGGUCCUAAGCCAGGGUGCUUUAUUGAUGAGAAUUGUCCUGGGGAUCAGAAGUGCUGCAAGCCGAUUUGUAGCUGGACCUGCACAAAGCCUGUUAAAGAUAAAGGUAAACCUGGGAAGUGUCCUGUAGUAAAUACAUUUGUACCCUGUUCUACUCCUGCUCCUAAGCCGCUGUGCCGCUCUGAUCAGAACUGUUCUGGGAAGAAGAAGUGCUGCAACUAUGGCUGUCAGAUCAUGUGCACCGAUCCUGAACUCUAAACAAAUCCCUGAACAUCAGCCAUGAGCACAGAGGAGAGUCCACUACCAGCUCCAAUAUCUCAUGUAAUUCUGUAUGCACAGCUGUGUUUGUUCUAAGUCUAAUAAAAUAAUCAUUAUCCCCAUCA
Molecule: messenger RNA, 914 nt
Organism: Hyla sarda
Lineage: Eukaryota; Metazoa; Chordata; Amphibia; Anura; Hylidae
Product: WAP four-disulfide core domain protein 5-like
Exons: 5
Coding region: 256-789 (177 amino acids)
Biological process (GO): antibacterial humoral response; innate immune response
Cellular component (GO): extracellular region
Molecular function (GO): peptidase inhibitor activity
Source: RefSeq, a predicted model, not a curated record